Messenger RNA from Pocillopora damicornis (cauliflower coral), 2125 nucleotides. RefSeq lists its product as uncharacterized. The record is from RefSeq and is a predicted model, not a curated record. Lineage: Eukaryota; Metazoa; Cnidaria; Anthozoa; Scleractinia; Pocilloporidae.
AUACAUUUUCUAUGCUACUUACGAGGAGAAUUUGUCUUACAAUCAAGAACUUCUUGAGUUUGUCAUCAUUUCCUUUAUUCUCAUGAACUUAAUGUUAGAUUCAAGGGUGAUACUGUUUGGAGAAAUUAGAUGUUAAUCCAGCUGAGGCAUUAAAGGGUUAGCCCUUUCUUAACAUUGUUUGAAGUCACAAGGGAGAAAUUUUCCUUGUCUUCACCAGAUAUUAACUGUCAAAUAAAGCACUGAAAACAAACUGAUGAAAGAUACAGGUGAAGGUUUUCAACCUUCUAGUAGCAUUUCAAAGAAAAACCUGAGGUAAUUUGUCACUGAUGCUUAAGUAUGGACUUCUGUUUCCAUGAUUUACAACACAGUUUACACAUUCUUCAGUUUUCCUGUAAUGAACUAGAGUCUUAAAUUGUAACCUCCCAAAAUGCCAAAGAAAAUUUAGAUUCUCCAACGUUUUCCAUGUAAGCUUUUCAUGCAGAGUAAGUUCUCAAACUUGAUUUGGAAAAUGAGUAACAAAGCUAACGUUUCCUAUUCCUGUUGUGCAGUUUGAGACACUUUUUCAUAAAAAUAUUGCACAGAUUGAUAAUCUAUUUCCUCCAAACCAUUCACAAACAGGUUCCUCUGCUGGUCAGUCCAUUGCAAAAACCACUUGUUAAACAUUCGAAGCUGGCAAUGAAAAACAUCUGGGCUUGCUAACGAAAGAGACUCCAAAGCGUCAUUUAAUGAAGACAGUUUGUUAGGAGUGACUUUAUUAGCGAGGAUAUCCAUGAACUCAUACUUUUGAUGUUCUGUCCAACAGCUAAACCACGACAAAACAACUCUCAAUUCUUCAUCUGUUGAUUUUUUCUCCGUGCAGGCGGCCAUUCACUGAGUUGCAUCUUGGUGAAACUGGAACAAUUCAGGACAGGCGUUCCUUGAAGUUACAACAGUCUCUAGGACGUAGUCUGGGUUCUACUUACAUCCAAAAUGGCGGUCGUAGGUUCAUUGACGAAGGGAACGGGUGAAGUUUUAGAAUUUAGACAUGUGCUUCUUUCAUCUCAACACUCUCAAGGAAGAAAGGAAGAUUUUGAAAUUCUAGUCCACUCCUUAAAGAAACUUCAACAGGAUGUUAACUCUUGUUUAACGGAAAUCAUUGAACAGGAAAAGACAUCAGAAACAAACCAGGCCUCCAAAAACCAAACAACUGAAGACGAUGACCCGGAUGACAGCGAAGAUGACUUGGAAGAUCUAGAUACCACAGAGAAGCAAAACGGAGCGAUACAAGAGCCACAGUUGAAGAAGUUAAGAACAUAGCUUGUUGAGGAUUUUGUAGUAGUCUUACUGGCACAGCUGGCCUCGAAGGGGAAGAAGCAACAUGAGGAGAAAAGGCAGCUUAUGCAAUCGAGUAUGCUAUGCACAUAGCACUCUGAUUGGAUGAAAGUAUAUGAAGAUAAAGUUUUUUUAAUGGAACAUGUCAAGAACUGAAUGUCAUUUGAAGAAUUAAAUCCUUGAGAACGACCACUAUCUCAACCAAUCGCAACUUGGGCACUCGCGUUUUCCUGCGCUUUAGGCAGCUACCCUAUGCUGAUUAAUAACUAUAGUCUUCUGAGUGGUUAUUGUAAUAACCUGGUUUUGAUUUUACUAAGAGAUUAUAGUCUCUUGGUUUUAGGAUACUUAAUCGAAAAGCGCUCUAGUUAACUAUCCUAUGGACAAUUGCUUUCAAAUGCGCGUGGAUUUGAUUACAGACACACCUAGCCGCUGACCUGUAACACAACAAAUGGUUGGUGUUGGUGAUCUGUUUGAAUAAUUAUGCGCUAAAAUUUCGUGAUCAACAGAAUGAUUUUCUUCGCGUGUGGCCAGCUAACAGAGUCAUUUCCAAAAUGAGCACGCCCAUUGUCAAAAGGUUUGGUACAUUUUGAGACUGUUGAAAAGGUUCACUUACUCUUAAUAAUCUCAAAACAGGGUACAAGUGUCUUUUUUGGAGAUAAAAAUUGUGCAGUUUCAGAAGUAUAUUUCUCCCUUAGGCAUGAUAUAACCUGCAAUGUAUUUUGUUGUUCAAGGUGAACUAAAGAUGCUUUUUCCAGCUAAACUGUCAGCUCUGUGACUUGUCCAAGGCCUUUUUCUAAUAAAAAAUCCCACCAUU